Rattus rattus (black rat) is the source of this 3503-nucleotide messenger RNA. It is a transcript of the gene Xylb, whose product is annotated as xylulokinase. Bases 155 to 1810 code for a protein of 551 amino acids. The record is from RefSeq and is a predicted model, not a curated record. Gene Ontology annotation, biological process: D-xylose metabolic process; xylulose metabolic process. Gene Ontology annotation, cellular component: cytosol. Gene Ontology annotation, molecular function: D-xylulokinase activity. The transcript is spliced from 19 exons. NCBI's taxonomy places the organism in Eukaryota, Metazoa, Chordata, Mammalia, Rodentia, Muridae.
GCCAGACCCAGUACCACUCGCGACCUCCCGCAGGCGGCGCCAGAGGGCAGUCCCACCUCGUGACUCCAGUCCAGAGUCCUGCCGGGCGUGGCGAGAGGCGGGCCCUGGGGUCUGGGCGUCGGAGCGCAGCGACAGUCUCGCCGCCUCGGGACACAUGGACGCACGGACGCACAGACGGACGGUGGGAACCCCCAAGACCAUGGCGGAGCGGGCGGGCCGCCGCUGUUGCCUGGGCUGGGACUUCAGCACGCAGCAGGUCAAAGUCGUUGCUGUUGAUGCAGAGCUGAACGUCUUCUAUGAGGACAGUGUGCAUUUUGACAGAGACCUUCCGGAAUUUGGAACUCAGGGCGGUGUCCAUGUACACAAGGACAGGCUGACGGUCACCUCUCCGGUCCUGAUGUGGGUCCAGGCUCUGGACCUGAUCCUGGAGAAGAUGAAGGCUUCCGGCUUUGACUUCUCUCAAGUUCUAGCCUUAUCUGGGGCAGGCCAGCAACACGGAAGCGUUUACUGGAAGACUGGAGCCAGCCUGGCGUUGUCAAGCCUGUCACCGGCUCUCCCGUUGCAUCAGCAGCUGCAGGCCUGCUUCUCCGUUAGUGACUGCCCGAUAUGGAUGGACUCCAGUACCACAGCCCAGUGCCACCAGCUGGAGGCUGCGGUGGGUGGGGCCCAGGCUCUCAGCUGCCUCACAGGGUCCCGGGCCUAUGAGCGAUUUACGGGGAACCAGAUCGCGAAGAUUUUCCAGAAGAACCCUGAGGCCUACUCGAACUCUGAGAGAAUUUCCUUGGUCAGUAGUUUUGCUGCUUCGCUCUUCCUGGGUGGGUACUCGCCCAUCGACUACAGUGAUGGGUCUGGAAUGAAUUUGUUGCAGAUCCAGGAAAAAGUCUGGUCCCAGGCUUGCCUGGAUGCCUGUGCCCCCCAUUUGAAGGAGAAGCUGGGCUCACCGGUCCCUUCCUGCUCUGUUGUGGGAGCCAUUUCUUCCUACUACGUUCAGCGCUAUGGAUUCCCUCCAGGAUGCAAAGUGGUGGCCUUCACUGGGGACAACCCAGCGUCGCUGGCCGGCAUGAGGCUGGAGGAAGGAGAUAUUGCGGUCAGCCUGGGCACCAGUGACACCCUAUUUCUCUGGCUCCAAAAGCCCAUGCCUGCCUUGGAAGGGCACAUCUUCUGCAACCCAGUGGAUGCACGGCAAUAUAUGGCGCUUCUGUGCUUUAAAAAUGGCUCCCUCAUGAGAGAGAAGAUUCGAGAUGAGUCUGCCUCCUGUUCCUGGAACAAGUUCUCUAAGGCCCUGCAGUCCACGGAGAUGGGGAACAAUGGAAACUUGGGUUUUUAUUUCGAUGUCAUGGAGAUCACCCCUGAGAUUAUCGGGCGCCAUAGGUUUAAUGCAGAUAACAUGGAGGUCUCGGCAUUCCCUGGAGAUGUGGAGACCCGAGCGCUGGUUGAAGGCCAGUUCAUGGCCAAGAGGAUUCAUGCAGAAGGCCUGGGCUACCGAGUCAUGCCCAAGACAAAGAUUCUGGCCACGGGAGGAGCCUCUCACAAUAAAGACAUCUUGCAGGUGCUUGCAGAUGUUUUUGGGGCCCCUGUGUAUGUCAUAGACACCACCAGUUCAGCCUGUGUUGGCUCCGCGUACCGAGCCUUUCACGGCCUUGCAGGAGGGACAAGUGUGGCCUUUUCAGAGGUGGUAAAAUCAGCACCACAGCCCAGCCUGGCUGCCACCCCCAACCCAGGAGCUUCCCAGGUUUAUGCAGCCCUUCUCCCUCGAUAUGCUGAACUGGAACAGAGAAUCUUGUCCAAAGCUCGGAGGCCUCUGGAAUGAAUUCUUCGGGCCCAGGCACUCUGCUGCCUCCCUGGUGGCACUCGCUCGCGCCUCCUUGGUCUGAACAGUUCGGCUGUGCUGAACCUGCGGAGUACUCCUGUCCUGUCUGGACCAUCCUGAAGCCAUGACUCCUUGGAGACAUGUGGCCUGCAUGUCCUGGGAUGGGAAAGCAAUGUCUCCUUUUCUGUUUUUCAUUCAGGAAAACAUGGUAGGGUUUGGCCACCAAAGACAAUCAUCUUCCCCUUUCACAGGGACCAAACAGCAGCACAGGGAGAGACUGUCUUUUCCCUGACUGACCACACCUCCCUCCUCACCUUCAGCCACCUCCCCUAUACCGGAACCGCAAUCCUCCAUCCUUCCCAGCAAACCAGACUAAGCCACUUCUCUCCUGCCUGUGACCAACCCUCCUGUUUCUGUGGGUGUCUUCCCAGGGCUCUCGUCUGUCUGUCUGUAUGUCUGUCUGUCUGUCUGUCUGUCUCCUUCAUCUUCCCUCCCUAUACGCACCUGGUAUAACUUCCCACUCAAGACGACCUUCAUGGACCUGGUGAAUAUCCUUCCUUCCCCUCCCCCAGCCCUGCACAGAGACUGCCUGACUGGGGUUUCCUGGGUGCCCUGGCUGGGCAUCUCCCAGGCUAAACACUUCCGGGUUCUUCCGUAUUUCAUUGUAGUUCAUAUGAUGACAAAAUUAUGUGUUUUGAGAAAUUUCUAAAUUCUGGCUUUCUUUUUUUUGGGGGGGGUGGGUUAGGGGUUAACUCCUGCUGCCCUCAAACUUUCUUUGCAGCGAAAAGUGACCUUAAACUUAAGCUUUCUUCCUGCCACCAUCUCCCAAGUAUGUGCCACCACACCUGGUUUAUGCCAUACCAGGGAUUGAACCCACGGCCUCACGUAUUCUAGGCAAACACUCUACCUGCUGAGCCGCACGCCCAGCCUGGGUUUCCUUUUUAACUGGCAUACUUUCACCUCUCACUUCCACGUAUCCUACUAUGCUUGAGCAGAGGCCGAGUCUUCCCUCUCUGCCCCUGCUUCACAUUUUUCUUGGUGGUGAUCUCACCCCCGCAUCACCCCCUGGAGGUUUCCUCUGCUACAAGGCCAUGCUGAACUCAGGACUCGACCACUGGAUCUGACACAGUGGCGAGAUGUUGCAGACAGGAGUGAGACCAGGGUCAGAGCAGUGACUGCUGGGAAAUCAAAAGACAGAGCUUAGAUGGAAAGAGACUUGUGUCUAGACAUGAGGUCGCUUGGAAGGCUCGGUGUGUGUGUGUGGGGGGGGAGAAGCAACCAUAACCAUCGUGCCCACAACAAACCCACAGUGCAGAAGGAAACGCCUCUGGGACAUUGAUUGUUACAGAGAUUUUAUACUGCAAAGGCAUCUGGGACCGCACAACAGUUAACCAGGACGACAUUCCAACAGAUCUUCCCUACAGUAAAUCAGACAAUUUUGGAUGAAAAAGGCCUCCGUAGGUGACAAGUGAAAAAACAAAUCCAAAUGGAAACUCGGCAAGUCCAUGUGAGAAGACACUGAACGGAAGGAUAGACCGUGACAGAUCUGGACAAUCUACAGCACAUCAAAGAGGAGGGAGGCGCCGAGGGAAGUUCAGGGAGGCACCAGAAAAGAAGGGAGGAGAAUAAAGACAAGAUCCCUGUUGAUAUUUAGAACUUCCCAAAAUAAACAAAAUUUUGAAAACACCUAAAA